Chara braunii is the source of this 2286-nucleotide messenger RNA. Lineage: Eukaryota; Viridiplantae; Streptophyta; Charophyceae; Charales; Characeae. The record is from the annotation of a GenBank genome assembly.
GUACGAGUGCUUCUCGGGAUUUGUUACUCUGCUGAAAUUGGAGGGCUUGAUGUCAGACUUGCUGAACACAGGCACCCUUGGCUUAUGUGAAGGUCAACUACAGUACGUGUCUGUUAAUCGUCCGUUCUGUCAUCGGAGAUGGAUGCAAACGCUGGAGGUAUCUCAAAUUGCUAUUCCUGGUUCUCAAAUUGCUAUUCCUGGAAUACGGGCUCAGCUUCUUGUGAGUGCUGGUGUGCGCAAGCCUUCAACGACUCGCGCGUCUUUACAAAUUAAAAGAUUGAUAAUAGAUGAGAAGCGGGAGUUAAUAAUGUCGAUGGAAAUGAUGCUGUGGGUUAUGAACCUUAGGUGGAACAUGGUGGAUGUGCGGGAUGUGAACAUGGUGUCAAGAAUUGUUAUGCAAAACGAUACUGUGGACGGUAGACUUGAGGUGUAAUGAUGUUGCGGGACGAUUGGUGUUCGGUUUCCACAUGUUUGUUUUUGAAGGUUUAAACGAAAAUGGUGUUAGCUUCUUCCAUUGCUGGUCUGUCUGUUGAAGUGUUGAGUUGUGAAUCGGUUGAGACGGCGAGGCCAAACGAUCCAUACAGGUUCCGAGACGAAGCGAGUAAUGUAGGUGUCAAGAACUUUGAUCCAAAAUGACUCUUUUUUUGACGAUACGCCUUUGGUGUAAUGUAGCUCCACGAAUGGCUAGGAGUGCAGAUGAGUGCUGUGUUGGCUCAGUUUCCGCAUGUUUGUGUCGAUUUGAACGAAUUGCUUCCCGAGGUGUUUCUCACCGUGGUCGUGUGCACUUUGAGAGUCAAUGGAAGCAGAUAGAAAUCUUUCAGUUUACAAACCAAUGGCUGGGCAGAAUCCACAUCCAUUGACCUGUCUACUGGAACAGCCCACAGUCCGGUCGUGAAAGGAAAUUCUUCAUUCCCGUGCAUCGGUCCGGGGAACUUCCUCUGCACAAUGUGGCAAGUCUUUAUCCAUCAGUCAGAUGCAUGCUGGGCAGACUGUUGGUGUUGAUCCUACGCGGAGCUUCCUUUGGGAAAGGUACGGGACGGUCGGGAGUGUUGUUUUGCUUAAACCACCAGUACUUCCUAAAGUUGUGCCUGUUAACAGCCACAAUUUUAGGAAAGGUAUGGGCCACUACUUCAGCGCCCAAAUUCAUCCGACUAGAAACGUUUCUACUCUAUUUUUUAACUGCUUUUCUUCGUGGAAGAUAUCCCAUCCCAAGAAGGAAUACAGAAUGUCAAAGGAUCCCCUUGGUGGCGAUGCUCUCCACUUAUGUGAAGCUGCCCGCAAGUGUGGCCCCCGUGUGAAAAGUUGGAGGCUUUCUCAACGCGUAUGGCAGCGGAUCGGAAUGUCUCCGAGGGAUAAGCAACCCGCAGGGUCUGAUUAUCUUUGUCCUGUAUAAUCUGUGAGAUAAGCUAUGUUCUUCUGGCCAUCUGUUUUGUUUUGCGGUGAUUUCGUCGCGAUGUAUGUACCUGAGUCACAGCUCAUGUCUGUACUACCUGGCAAUUGCUUGCUCCGCACUUUGUUUGAAGGACGAACUGCCAUAUCAUUCAUCAUGAUUGGUGGUUCCGUUAUGUCCUCCUCUCCCCUUCCAACGGUUGCCAGGUGACACUCCCCCGUUUGCACGCGUAGAUUGUAAUGUUCCCUUACAUGUACCCGAAGCCUGACUUGGCUGCAUAGCGUCUGAAGGACAGGUUGAUUGCCGGAGAAUAUAUUUCAAGAGUGGGUCGGAUGGCGUUGGAGAGGAGGAAUGUGACCAUAAUCCCGCCUUUUGCACGUUUGGAGUGCUGCCUAGGCAGAAAAACGAGGUCUCAACAAGGCAAGCAGGAGCCCUAGGGCGGUCAAGCGGCUUCAAAAACCAUAAUCCCGCCUUCUGCGCGAUGUGUGCAGUGAGCCAAAAAAUAGCAAGGCAAAAGAACAGCAAGCAAAAAAAAAUGACGUUCCAACUUCCAAAACCAAAAAAGCGAAAAACACUAAGGACUUUAUUAAAUGUGAUGAUAACAAGAUUGUUUUGUAGGAGAUGCGCCGAGUCGUCAGGAGGCUGAACCCUUGACAAUCUGAGGAAUCUCCACAUUUGAUGAUUUGGGUCAUGAAUGAACCCUUUGCCCCCUGGGUAAGGCAGACUGUCCCUAGAUAGAACACAGCAGCGGGCAGCAACCCAGCGAAGCACCAGACAACGCUGCAGAGGCAAUGCGACUGCUCUCACGCGAUGCGUGCAAUACUCUAGUUAGACCGAACAUUCUAGAGAGCGACUUGGGUUAUAGAAGGUGACAUUAACAAAGCAAGCACCACGGA